This is a messenger RNA of Haemonchus placei, 324 nucleotides long. NCBI's taxonomy places the organism in Eukaryota, Metazoa, Nematoda, Chromadorea, Rhabditida, Trichostrongylidae. The record is from the annotation of a GenBank genome assembly.
AUGUUACAGAACGACAUUUCUGGGCGGGCACACUCACUACCCAACUCUUUAACGCGACGGAAUUCAAAGAAAACUUCAAGUACUCACGGCCCUUGUGGUGGGUUACCUAUGCUGCGCACAAGUCGAUCAAUCGAAUAUCACCGCGGUGACGGCAACUUCAAUACGCGUACUGUAACAAGUCCGACGUAUGACUACAACUCGGACAGUGGCUCUGAAUCAGGUAAAAUUGUUACUCACUGGACUCCUAACACUACUAUGUGGGACACACGUAAUACCUUCGCAAUGAGCGCUUUUGAUGCCUUUGAAGAAGUCAUGGAAUGUUAA